AUGGCAUCAGAGGUUGAGGGCAUUCAACCAGCACCGAUAGCGCCAGGCGACCACGAGGGGUACCUCCAAUAUGCGCUCUCGCUGGCGAAACAGUCACCACCAAAGCCGACAAAUUACAGAGUCGGAGCGGCCCUCGUCAACCCCGCCACCAACACAGUCAUCUCGACGGGCUACACCUUGGAGCUGCCAGGUAACACGCACGCCGAGCAGUGCUGCUUCAUGAAGCUGGCCCAACAGCACGACGUUACCGAGGAGGAGCUGGGCUCCGUCAUCAAGACGCCGCUUGUGCUCUACACGACCAUGGAACCGUGCUCGACGAGGCUCAGUGGGAAUCUGCCCUGUACCAAGAGGAUUCUCCAGCUGCGGUCUUUUAUCAAGACCGUGUACGUAGGUGUCCAGGAGCCGGAAAAGUUCGUCAAGGAUAAUACCGGACGGAGCGCGCUCGAGAGGGCGGGUGUCGAUUUCGUGCACAUCAAGGGGCUCGAAGGCGAUAUUCUCAAGGUGGCUACGGCGGGCCAUGUCAAGCCUGCCCAAUAG
This is a messenger RNA of Colletotrichum abscissum, 537 nucleotides long. Its product is annotated as cytidine and deoxycytidylate deaminase zinc-binding region. Bases 1 to 537 code for a protein of 178 amino acids. Lineage: Eukaryota; Fungi; Ascomycota; Sordariomycetes; Glomerellales; Glomerellaceae. Gene Ontology annotation, molecular function: diaminohydroxyphosphoribosylaminopyrimidine deaminase activity. The record is from RefSeq and is a predicted model, not a curated record. The transcript has a single exon.